Morone saxatilis (striped sea-bass) is the source of this 1195-nucleotide messenger RNA. RefSeq names its product multiple inositol-polyphosphate phosphatase 1a (gene minpp1a). The record is from RefSeq and is a predicted model, not a curated record. NCBI's taxonomy places the organism in Eukaryota, Metazoa, Chordata, Actinopteri, Moronidae. Gene Ontology annotation, molecular function: acid phosphatase activity; inositol phosphate phosphatase activity.
GUUGGGGGGGGAGUGCAAGCGCCCGUACGUCCGCGCUACCAGGCUGCACCAUGGGGAUUACUUUUUGGAAAGUCCUUUUCGUUCAUUUCACCGUCAUAAGUGGCUUUUCCUGCUGUUCUCGCAACGACGUGAACUCCGAGUGGAAUCCAAACAUACCCGCGAUCGCCAAAUAUUUCACCACCAAAGGGAGGUACGAGGAAGUGAACCCGUAUCUCAUAGAGGACAUACUCGCCGUGAACAGAUCCAUCCUGCAGCCUCCAUCUGCACAAUGUCGGCAGAUCCAUCUGACCGCCAUCAUAAGACACGGCACGAGGUACCCGACGUCCAAAAACGUCAAGAAGAUGCAGAAGCUUUACGAGCUGGUGAAGAGCAGCGCCUCAGGUGAAGAGAGCUGGCUGCGCGAAAUCCAGAGCCAGUGGACGAUGUGGUACACUGAGGACAUGGACGGCCGACUCGUCCAGAAAGGUGUGAGCGACCACAAGCAUCUGGCCGUCAGGCUGUCAAAGCUGUUCCCCUCACUCAUUUCAGAGGAGAAGCUCCGAGGUGGAUUCAUCCAAUUCAUAACCAGCUCAAAGCACAGGUGUGUCAACAGCACACUGUCCUUCAAGGCUGGACUGACAGAGCUGUGGGCUAUUACAGAUAAGGAGUUCGACCAUUCGGUGAAUGAUGCCCUCAUGAGGUUUUUUGACCAGUGCACCAGGUUUGUGGAGGAAGUUGAUAACAACCCUUCAGCUCUGUCAGAGAUGGACAAGUUCAAGCAGGGACCAGAGAUGAGGAGGGUCCAGCAGAAGAUCGCAGACCGUCUCAAUGUCUCGUACAAGGACAUCACAGACGAUAUGGCUGAAGCUGCAUUCUACUUGUGUGCUUAUGAGUUUGCCAUCAAGACUGUGAACUCUCCCUGGUGUCGGCUCUUCGAUGAGGUGGAUGCGCAGGUUAUGGAGUAUGCAAAUGACCUGAAACAGUUCUGGAAAAGGGGAUAUGGUUAUGACAUCAACAGCAAGUCCAGCUGCAUUCUCUUCCAUGAUGUGUUUACUCGACUGGACAAAGCAGCCGACGCGAGCAAGUCAGGCCAGCAGGUGACUGAAGCUGUGACGGUCCAGAUCGGCCACGCAGAGACCCUCCUGCCACUGCUUACCCUGCUGGGCUUCUCCAAGGACAGCGACGUCCUAAGAUCCACCAACUACGCCACACAGAC